AUGCCGUUACCUCCGACCCUCCCUCGUAAAGUAUCAUCAGCCUCCUCGUCCCAACCACCACAACCAACACCACCAACACCACCAAAGACAAAUCCAGGGAUGAUGUUAGCUGAAUCUUCAUUACCUUCAUCGGUUGGUAAUCAUCAUGUACAUUCAUCAUCGGAGUUGGGAAAUACCUCAUUAACAGCAUCAUCAUCAGCAACGAAUAGUACUGCUCAUCAUUCUACUUCCACGGUUUCUAAUUGUGUGAGUAAUACUCUCCUCCAACCCCCUCAUCAUGAUUCGGGAAUGGUUAUAUCUUCUACAUGGAUGCAGGAGCAACAACAAAAUUCCAAACCCUUGCUCGUCGUGAACCGAUCUAACAUUCAUAAAUCGACUAGUUCUAUUACAUUACCUUCACCGAGCUUUACAACCACCACUGAUUCGUCAAAGGACAAUUUGGCAAAAGAAGAAUCUAAUUCUUCCUUCUCAGAUGUUCAUUCCAAAACCCACCAUCAUCACAGCACCGAUUCUUUAAAAAUCAAUAACAAUGCGCAUCAUUUAACGAAUAAUUUAUUAUUAACAAAUCAACCAGCACUGCCAUCCAGUAUGGAGACUGUAAAAACCACAUUGUCGUCAACCAACAAUGCCAAUUCAAGAAAUCUUCCUCCAAUACCCAACACUUCAUUACAUUCUCAACUUAAACAACAACCAUCCAGCCAAUCACAGCAGAUUGUCAACACAACGUCUGAAGACACAAACAAACGAAGACCGUCGGUGAGGCCAUUACCUUCCACUGUGACAAGAACAACAAAUUCUGCUACUCCAACCAUCCCCACUUUUCAAAAUUCUGCACUCCAAACCAAUUUUGCGUCAAAUAACGUGCAUAAGACAAAUCCAACAUCUGUUAACAAACCAUCCACAAUAAUUCCCCCUCUUUUUCAGCCCUACGGAGUGAACAACAUUACAACCCAAAACAUUUUUGCCGGUGAUUCGUUGUCCCAAGUUGGAAGCGACAUCACAAAACCAUCUAGUUCAACAGUUUCAUCCAAAAAUCCAACACCUACCCAUCAAUCAUCCCCAACUAUUUAUUCGAAUAGAAAUGUUGUGCAAAAUUCAUUUUCUCCUGCUAGCAAUCCGAACACAGUCAAGCUGUCACCAAAACAAAGCAAUGACGAACAAAAUAUUGCCAAACUUCCCACUAAAUCUCUUCCUUCUACUCCAACUAACAGGAGUAUAAAUGACACCAAAGACGAUAAUAGAUAUUCCACACCUCCCUCUUCCUCUACUUCUUUCAAGAAGCCUUCUUCCAACAGCCCAAGAAAACAUCACAGAAAAGCGACUACUUUCACAUCGUCUCCACUUUUGUCAUCCAAUGGUGAUAUCAACACGGAAAGUUCAAACACAGACAAUACUAAUAAUUCCCCAAAUAUUGGAGGUGACGCUCAAGAAGCCCUUGCCAUUGAAAAAUUUUUAAGAAAUUAUAUUUUCGAUAUUGUUGGAGACACUAAAUUUACUUCUCUGGCAAGUGUGAUCAAAUGGAUGACUCUCGAAACAUUUUACGAAGUUCUCACCAGUUGGUGCGUUAUUAAUUUAAACUCUAAGAGAGCAUUCACAAAGCAAAAUAGAUUUUUCAUUAUUGAAGAGCUCAACCGGCAUCGUAAUGAAGUAUAUUGCCAUUUAGAAAAUAGAAAAAAUUGUUCAAUUCUCUAUCAUAGUAUUAAGAAAAAUUUGGAAAUAAUUAUGCAGCAAUUGAAUACUGGUUCUGACACUAUCUCUACAUCUAUUAAAAAAGAUAUGGUCCAAGUGAUAUUUUCCCUUAUGAAGAUUGAUGAAUUGACUGCACAAAAUACGGAAAUGAAAAUAUCAAUUCAGUCCUCAGCAAACGUACUAUCCGAAAUGACAACAAACGCCAUUUCAAACCAAUCAAAACAAGAAUCCUCUUCGAAAUUGAAUACUCCUUUAAUUUUUGAAGAUGACUCAGAGAUUGUUAAUGAGCAUUUACAAAAACCUCCACAGAAGCUUAUGUUAUCUGAAAAACUGAGCUCUGUCAUGGAAACUUUUGAAAAGAAGAAAGAAAACAUUGAAACGAAAAUUGUGGAUAAAACAGAGAAGGUAGUGACAACGUUAGGCUCUUCCCUUCGUGCAACUAUUGAAGUCGGACAGGAUAAGCUAAAAUCCUUCGUCGAAACAGCCAACAGCCUAAAAGAACAAACAAAAAUGUCAAGUACAAAACCAGAAAAAAUCAAGAUCGUGGACAAAUCCUUUCGUAGAGAAAAAGUUCUUUCUGGAUAUUUCUCUGCUGUUGGAACGAGCUCUAACGAACACGCUCCUAAAGUGAUUCCUCCACCAAGAAGAAAGAAGAAUGUUGUUACGGCUGAGUUUGCCAAACAUAGCUUCUUACUGGAAUUCGCUGACAACUUUAUAUCAUUGCCUGUAUAUAAACCUCCUAGAAAAGAAGAAAAAAUUGAAGUUCAAGGAGAAACACCAAGAACAUCCAAUAACGGAAGCAUUGACUUUGAUAAUGACGGUAUCAACCAAAAAGUUAUUUCCAAAAUUAAUGUUAUUGACAUGCUAUCGAAAAAGUUCAAAAAUACUUUACUGUAUUCCACAGUUUCUACUACAGCCAUCAGUAGUUUGGCGAAUAGUUUGACAACAAUUGAUAUAAGUCAGAACAAAAUGACUGAUUGCAUCAAUCAAUUUUGCGAUGAAAUUUUGAACGAAAUUACAAAGAGUUUAUCUACAACACAGCAGAAAGAUAUCCUCAACAAACAUUUGAAGUUGAUGGAUCCAAAAUUUCAGAAAAAGUUUAAGCUUUUACGAUCAUUCAUUACAUUCUUGUGUAGAAACAAGACUUUCAGCACAGCACCUGUCUCUAAUAAGAAAUCCAAAGAUCAAGAAAAUUUGAUAUUUAACGGACAGGAAGCAGUGACUAUUUUAUCCAAUGUUAUUGUUAAAAAGGUAGUGAAAUCGAGACGAAAAACGAUCAUCAACGAGGGAGAUCAAGUUACUAGAGAAUCAUUGGCUGCAUCUAUUACUGGAAUUGAACCAGAAGCAGUCAGAAAUCAAGCUAUGAACUUUUUGCAAGAAUUUUUGGACGAUGAUAUUAUCAAGCAAACCUUUCCAAGAAUGAAAAACAAGACAGCUCAAAUUCGUGACGACCCAACUUACAUGUAUGCAUUUUGUGAAGAUCAUAUGUUAUACAAUUUGGUUAAUCAAGAAAGAGAGAUGGAGGACCAGCUUGAAGAGACAGAGGACGAGAUUAAUACAUUGCUAGAGCUUAUCACAGCUCCGUUUCCGCCAUUACUACCAUCUUCAACUCAAUCCAUUACACCCACUCAAACCUAUGUUCUCUUCAAGUAUAGACGUAUUCUAUGUAAGGAGCCAAAAUUCUUGCUAUUGUUAUUGCGCUCAGUUAAUUGGAAAGGUGAUUACAAAACGGGAGAAGAAAUACUGGAGCUGAUUAUUAAGCAUCUUAAGGACACUCCUAUUAACCAAUUUUCCCCACUACACAAAGUGACAACAGUUCACGUACUAUUUUUAAUGUACGAAACAAUCAUUUCCUCAAAGGUAGAUUUAGAGAGCGUACAAAUUUUUGCAACCGAGAUUCUGAAACGCAGAUCACUAACUGAAAUUGAACUAUUCUUGCCUCAGUUAUUUUACAGCUUGGGCUCAACGAAGUUUAACAAAUACUUGUCAGAAUUCUUGUUAGAGGCAUGUGAGAAAUCUGACUAUGUGUUUAACAAAUUGAACUGGAUGCUGACCAGUAUGUUGAACUCGAGCACAAUUUUCAGCACUGAAAAGACCUUAAAUAUCAAAGCCAACCAAGUCUACAAGCAAUUACAUUUCAAAAUGAUUCAGAAAUGUAAUAGCUCCUCCGAGGGAAAGUACAAUUUAAAUCAAUUUAUUAGACAACAAAAGUUAGUAGACAACAUGUUGGUUAUUGGAGAAUAUAUCAAAUUCCGUCUCGGAAAAGAACUUGGAGUACCAAGACCUCAAAAGAUACAACAUUUGAAGUCGCUUUUGGCUGCUCAAAAGUUGCCAUACCUGCUGAAUUUGCACAAUAUAUCGAUGAGCAAUAUUGAAGAAUUUAUUGCCAACUGCCAAUCUUCAGAUACAAUACAAGUGGACAAGCCAAUAUCUCCUCAGCUUCUCAAAGAAAUGCAAGAUGUUGCUAAAUUUGUAUCUGAAGACUCCAAGCUAAAAUUCAUAGAUUUUCUUGUUGAAAAAGAAAAAGAUUUUCAUGAAUGGAACAAUGAAGUGUUUCCGAUUGAUACUGUACCAUGUUUAGCGAUUGAAGAACACUUUUCUAACAUCAACGAGGCCAUCCAAAUCUCAGGAUUUGUUCCUGAUGACGGAUACAUUUUUAAAUCUGCGCAAGAGCCAGUGUGCUUUCCUUUCUCACUUCGAACCCUCUCGAAUGAAAAUGCUGCUGAAUUUAAACUAAUUUUUAAGCAGGGAGACGAUUUACGACAGGACGAGUAUAUUUUGAACCUAUUCUCACUCAUGAACAGAAUUCUAAAACAAAAUGGAAUCAAUUUAGAAAUUAUAACAUAUCACUGUGUUUCAACAAGUCAGAGUCCAACGAACUCUGGAUUUGUGGAGAUGGUAAGCCAAUCCAAUGCAGUGAGCGCUGUUUUGGCCAAGUACAAGACAAUCUUCAACUUUUUGCGAGAUACAUCCUUGAAAAAACAAAAACCUCAAGAAUCAUCCUCGAACCAGGGCGCGAAUUCUGUAGAUUUUUACACAUUCCUCGAGAAACCAGAUGAUUCUGAGACACAAUUAAUAGAAUAUCAUCCAAGUCCUGUGGGUGAUGUUAACACGUUAUUGUUCGAUGAAAAAGUUCACAGAUAUAUUCGUAGUUUAGCUGGAUACAGCAUUCUUACCUACCUUCUCGCCAUUGGAGACAGACAUUUGGAUAACUUGUUAUUGAAAGAGAGCGGCGAAUUAUUUCACAUUGAUUUCGGUUUCGUUCUUGGAGAAGAUCCAAAACCUUAUCUUGGAACACCACCCAUGCGUAUUUCUCGAGAAAUGGUUGCUGAUUUUUCAGAUGAACAUUUAUCUGCUUUCAGAAUGUAUUGCUGUCAGACCUUUAAAGUUUUGAGAAAAUAUGCAUCCUUAAUCAUUUUCAUGCUUUUAUGGAUUUCUACUACCAACAUGACCAUUAAGGAACAAGGAAGUAUUACAAGAAUUGAUAAAUUAGGUCUCACAGUUGGAACUGGAAAUAACGUACCACAUGUCAUUCACAAUCCUCUCAAACAAUUUAAUUUGAAAAACGUGACCACCAUCCAAAACAAUUUUCGAUUGGAUCUACACGAAGAUGAACUCGACGAUUUCGUCUGCAAACUCAUCGAUCAAAGUCUAAACAUGCUUGGUCCAAAGGUAAACGAAGAAAUUCACAAAAUUGCCAUGAAAUUGAGAGAAUAA
Messenger RNA from Naegleria lovaniensis, 5406 nucleotides. RefSeq lists its product as uncharacterized. The record is from RefSeq and is a predicted model, not a curated record. Lineage: Eukaryota; Heterolobosea; Eutetramitea; Acrasida; Naegleriidae. Gene Ontology annotation, cellular component: phosphatidylinositol 3-kinase complex, class III, type II; cytoplasm; phagophore assembly site. The coding region runs from base 1 to 5406 and encodes 1801 amino acids. The transcript is spliced from 2 exons. Gene Ontology annotation, biological process: autophagosome assembly; endocytosis; phosphatidylinositol-3-phosphate biosynthetic process. Gene Ontology annotation, molecular function: 1-phosphatidylinositol-3-kinase activity.